Closterium sp. Naga37s-1 is the source of this 3298-nucleotide messenger RNA. The record is from the annotation of a GenBank genome assembly. NCBI's taxonomy places the organism in Eukaryota, Viridiplantae, Streptophyta, Zygnematophyceae, Desmidiales, Closteriaceae.
CUGCAGGGAGGAAAAGACGAGGAAGAAAAGGGCGAGGAGGACAAAAAGGAGGACGAGGGUGGGGAUGAUGAGGAGGAGGAGGAGGAUGGUGAUGAGCUUACUCCGAUUGCCACGCCAAAAAUUUUGAGUGGACUCAAAAUUCGGGAGGGGGAGGAGGAGGAGGAGGAGGAGGAGGAGGAGGAGGAGGAGGAGGAGGAGGAGGAGGAGGAGGAGGAGGAGGAGGAGGAGGAGGAGGAGGAGGAGGAGGAGGAUGAUGAGGAUGGUGAUGAGUUUACCCCGAUUGCCAUGCCGAGACUUUUGUAUGGACCCAAAAGUCAGGAGAGCAAUGCUGGGGAUGAUGGGGAUGAUGGUGAUGAGCUUACUCCGAUUGCCACGCCUAUAGCAACUGCUGUGGCCGUUUCACCAUCCAACUCCCCUGUGCUUCUUUGGAGGAGGAAUGAAGGGGAGGAAGGAGGACAAGAGGAGGAGGAGGAAGAGGAGGAUGAGGAAGAGUUCACUCCGAUUGCUGCUCCUGUGGUCUCUCACUCCUUGUCUGCACUCGAGCAGCAAAAACAGUCCAGGUUCAAUGAAUCUCCAAGGGCUGCUGCUGCUCCUGCUGCUGCUGCUGCUCCUGCUGCUGCUGCUGCUCCUGCUGCUGCUGCUGCUCCUGCCGCUGCUGCUCCUGCCGCUGGUGCUAGUAACAUUACAGGUGGUGCCGUUGCAGGUGGGGUUUCAGUAGGUGAAAUUUCAGGUGGGGUUUCACUAGGUGGUACCGGUGGGAGGCCCAGGCACAGGCAGUGCCAGUCGUUUUCCGGCUUUGACUUUGGCUCAGAUGCACCGGGACAGGCGUUUCCUGAGGCACAGCCUCAAAAGCGCAGGUUCAGUGUAUCUGGACAGGCAAUGUUUGAGGCGCAGCCUAAAGUGGUCAGGUUCAAUGUACCUGGAGAAGACGACAGGGGGGAGGCGGGUGGCGGGGAAAAUCCGGGGCAAACGGGGGGAGUGGAGCAACUGAGGGCGCGACGAGAAGAGGAGACGGGAUGGGAAGAGGGUGUGAUGAGCAGCAAAGCACGGUUCGCCAUCCCAAGGGGAAGAACUGAAAUCUUGAGGGCUGCUUCUGCUGCUGCUGCCGCUGCUCCUCCUGCUGCUGCUCUUGCCGCUGCUGCCGCUCCUGCUGCUGCUCGUGCUGCUGCCGCCGCUGCUGCUGACAGUGAUGGGGUUUCAGGUGGUGGAAAUUCAGGUGGUUGGGCAUCGUCAGGUGAAAUUUCAGGUAGUGGGGGCAGUGGUAAGACCAGGCACAGGCAGUGCCAGUCGUUUUCCGGCCUUGACUUCGGCGUGAAUGCGUGGGUUAUGGGGAGCGACAAAGACGGAGGGAGAGGAGUGGCUAUAGCAAGCACAGGGCGUAGAGAGGAGGGCUUGAGUGUCCCCAAGAGGGGUGCUCAAGUCUCCUCGAGGGGUGGUGGGCAGCAGGGACAUGGUGCCUCAAGAGGAGGUGAUGACGUGGCAGGCAGAAGGGAGCGACGUACAUGGGAAAGAAUGUGGAAAGGGAGGGCGGGAAGCGGGAGCAGAGGGGGGGAGAUGGGGGAGGCGGGGUUGGGGGAGGGGAAGGGGAGGGAGAGGGGAUGGAGGGAAGGGGGGGACUGGGGGGAGGGGAAGGAGUGGAGGGAGGAGGCCGGGUUGAGAAGGCUGAGGCGAUUGCUGCAGAGGGAUGAGGAGAGAGUUCAGGUGAGAGUUCAGGUGAAAGUUCAGGUGAUGGCUCAGAUGAAAGGUCAGGUGAGAGUUCAGGUGACGGUUCAGGUGAGAGUUCAGGUGAGAGUUCAGGUGAGGGCUCAGGUGAGAGUUCAGGUGAGAAUUCAGGUGAGGGCUCAGGUGAGAGUUCAGGCGAGAGUUCAGGUGCGCAGCAGGCAGCACAGUGCAGCAGUGGCGACAGCAGCAGGUGCCACAGUGCCAGGUGGCGGGCUGCGAUUGGUCAAGGGGUCGUCGGCGGCAGUGACUCGCAUUCAUGGGCGCAUCUUCCCCGAGGGGCUCUACUACAUAGCAGUGGGUCUCGGCACCCCCCCCCGCACCUACUUUCUCGACAUAGACACGGGAAGCCAUGUCUCCUGGGUGGCGUGCGAUGCUCCCUGCGUGAACUGCGCUCAGGGCCCCAACCCAUGGUACGACCCCUCCCAUGCCUCUCUGGUGGACUGCCGUUCCGACCUCUGCCAAGCCGCACAGACAGGCUUCAUCCGAGGCUGCUCCUCAGGCUCGGAAGGUGCCGAAGCUGAGGGUGUGGCUGGGGGGGGUAUGGGGAUGAAGAAAGGGGAGGGGGUUCACACCAAGCCACGGCAUUUACAAGAGGCGUCCAGAGGGGUUAUGAAUGGUACCAGCAGCGUUGCAGCAGGUGCUGCUAGUGCUGCUGGUGGUGCUGGUGACAGCAACCAGAGUGACAAUAACGAGGGUGACAGCAGCAGCAGCGGCCAGUGUGACUAUGACAUAGUGUACGCAGACGGAAGCAGCUCCCAGGGUGUGCUUGUAACGGAUAGGUUACUGUUCCUGCACCCCUCAGGCACACUCAAGGCCGCGCAAUUCACAUUCGGCUGUGCAUACGACCAGGAGGGGGAUCUCGCCGUCUCCCCUGCUCGCUCCGAUGGGUUGCUGGGUCUCGGCCCAUCCAACCUCUCGCUCCCUGCCCAGCUGUCCAGAGCAGGGGCGGGGCGAAACGUGUUUGGCCACUGUCUCGAUUCGGCAGUAUCUGGGGGAGGUUACUUCUUCAUAGGGGAAGCGCUUUUACCCAGCACCCUCACCUGGACCCCCCGUGCUGCCACCAGCGACACCCGCUACUACCACGCAUCCCUCCUCCGCAUCUCCUAUGGUUCCAAGAAGCUUCCCAUCGACGAUCCCAAGGCGCUCCACAAUAAGCACGCAGGCUCUGCCUCUGCUUAUAACGAGGAUGGUGGAGUGGAGAGCGGAGGGGCAAUAUUUGACUCGGGGUCGUCAUUUGCAUACCUGCCUGCUGCACCAUUUGACGCACUGCUAGAGAUGGUAUCAGCCGAUGCAGCAGCAGCAGGCAUGCAGGCAGACACCACCGUGACUGUGCUACCGCACUGCUGGCGGGCGGGUAAAGGGGCAGCCGAGAUCAGGUCCACCGUUGAUGUGGCAUCUCAUUUCUCUCCGCUCACUUUCUCGUUUAAGUCACACUCCAUCUUCUCCACAUCAGCUGAUCUCUCCGUUGCUCCUUCAACAUAUCUCCUCUCACCGAGGCAUGGCACAGUUUGCCUUGGCAUUCUGGACGGAGAUGAGUCAAUCGCAUUGGGAGGCAAUUCCCGAACCAUCAUCGGAG